Messenger RNA from Pieris macdunnoughi, 1509 nucleotides. Lineage: Eukaryota; Metazoa; Arthropoda; Insecta; Lepidoptera; Pieridae. The record is from the annotation of a GenBank genome assembly.
AUGGCGCGCAUAGUAGUGGCUGGAGGAGCAUUGCUCUACAUCCUUAGUAUAGCGGUAGAGACCAGUGCUCUCAUUCUUCUACCGCACGACGUUCGCCCUGGACACGCCGUUCGCCAUUUCACUGGAAACCACACUCGCUACACCCUUCUCGACCCUGAAUUCACGUCAUAUUUCACCCUUUUGGAUGAUGGCCUACUUAUGACUACAGCUGAUCUCACACCACUCUUGAAUCAACCAUUAAACCUAGCCAUCUUGGAAAGAACACCGUAUAGCAGUUCAGCACAUUCAUUACACCUGUUGGUUAUGGAUCGUAGAAAAAUGCUCAGUUUUACCACAAUCAAUGGCCUUCGUGGAGAGAUUCCAGAAAAUUCACCCGAAGGCACAGUGGUAGACAUACCACCUAUAAGAGCCACUGCCCUCGUUAAUAUUGGCCGUAUUGCUUACAAAAUCAUUCAGGGAAACGAUGAUUCUACCUUCGCUCUGCGAGAAAAAGAUACAGGGCCAAACUAUGACCUUAAAUCAGUCGUUACUGAAGGUGACGUCGAAAUAGUGGCGUUGCGACCUCUUGACGCUGAAACUAAAAAUUUGUAUGAUUUUAUAAUUCAGGCAACCGAUUUACAUGGAGUGAGUAAAGCUAGUUUGCCAAUUACGGUUAGCGUAUUGAAUGAAAACGACCAUGAGCCGGUAUUCGAUCAAGAAAUGUAUUAUUUCGCUGUUAAUGGGACCAUUGAAAAGAACAUAAACAAUGGUACAGCACAUUGGCCAAGAUUUUCUAACAUUGGUAUUGUUCACGCCUCUGAUUCUGAUGGUGAUCGUGUCUACUAUUCAAUAAAAACUCCGACUAAUUUAGCUGUCAUUGUGCCACAAACUGGAGAGUUAAUACUCGCAGGAGAACCAGAUGGUUAUGAUGCUGAAUUGUUAGUAAUAGCCCAUGAUGUUGGAACGCCUUCUAAAAAGAGUAAACCGGCUCAAGUAUUUCUGGAAUUUGUGGUUCGGGAAGAAAGAGAAUUACCAACUCUUCACCGAGAGAAGCGGCGUGUGACACGCGCUGUUCGGCCCACAAAAAGGAUAGAAUUCACUGAAGCUGACGGUGAAGUAGAAGGGCGUGCAGUCUUCACUUUGGAAAAGGAAACCGACCGCGAAACCUUCAAAAUCCGAGAUGAAAAUCCGUGGGUUACAGUGGAACCGAGUGGUGUUGUGAAAGUUAAAAAGAAGUGGGACUUUGAAGAGCUUGGACCUGAGAAAACUAUCGACUUCUGGGUGACUAUCACGAAUGCCGGAAAUGGAGACGAUUGGCUUAACCCCCAAGGAACUAUUGUAAGUGCCGAGGAGUCGUGUAAUCAUGGUUUUUGCAUACACACCACUUCAUACCGUAUUGUUCUGCUUGCUGUGGUUGUUCAAGAGCUCUCUGCGACCCUGAUUGGCAUUCACUAUACGUCAAUUCACCCUUCUGAACCAUUACUAAGCAUUUUUCACUUUGGUCACAAACUCCGAGAAGAAAAUCAAUGA